AUGACAGAGAUGAUAGAUUUUUCCCAAACACCCGAUCAUGUCAAAAAUUAUAUAUCAAAAUUGCAAGAUGAAAAUAGUCGAUACAUUCAAGAAUUGCAAUCAUUACAAACACAGUUUAGCAAUCUCACAGCUGUUGUGGAUUUUGCUGAUUCAACUAAAAUAGCAGAAAUAGCUGAUCUAAAACAACGGCAUCAACAAGAACUUGCAACAUUAAAUAUAUUGAUGGAAGAAACGAUUCGUGUUCGUGUUGAUGAUAUGAGAGGAAAAUAUGAAAAUGAAUUGAAUAUAAUCAGACGUAAAUUUGAAUUAUUACAACAAGAAAAUCAUGAAUUAAGAUCGAAAGUAGCCGAUGAAAAAGAUAGUGUAAUAGCUACAAUAUCACGAUCAUUACGUGAUAAAUUAACAUCAAGUCAAUCUACAUUAGCACAAGAAAAUGAAAAUCUCGAAGAAGACAUGAGAAAAGCACAAGAAAGUACAUUAAUGCUUAAGUCGGUUAUAGUUCCGCUUGAAGCAGAAAUCAAUCAACUUAAAGUUCAAUUGAAACAAGCAAAAGAUAAAAUUAUUGAACUUGAAGAAUUACCACGAGAAGUGAAAAUCUCAUUGCCAGCAGAUGAACAAGACAAUCAUGAACUUUCAGUAAGUACUUUAGUUUCUAUUGUUUAUUUAUUCUAUGAUUUCAAACCCGAAUGA
Rotaria socialis is the source of this 690-nucleotide messenger RNA. The record is from the annotation of a GenBank genome assembly. NCBI's taxonomy places the organism in Eukaryota, Metazoa, Rotifera, Eurotatoria, Philodinida, Philodinidae.